AAAACGGUUUUACAAAACAUAAUCCACACAACUCCUCCCCUCAAAACUCCAAACUCACAUUCCCGCCAAAAAAAUGCGAAUCGCCGAGAUCUCUUCGCCGGAGGUCCGGCAAACACAGCCACCGGACACCAUAACCGACCUACUCUCCAAACUAGAAACCCUAACAGCUGAAACCGAACGUCACUCACCGGAAUCUCCUUUACCAGACUCCAUCACCACCAAUCUCCGCCACGUACUGAGUCAACUCACUCCACUUUCACCGUUCCAGAACUCCAUCAAGCUCCAGAUCUGGAAGCUGAGUUACCGGUUAUGGAACGCGUGCAUCGAUCUCUCCAAUUUCGUCCGUACAUCAUCGUGUAAAGUUCCAGAAGAACACGCUAAACUCCGGCAAGUUGCAGCGGAUAUUCUGUUCAUCGCCGUUGACGUCACCGGUGUUCCGUCACCGUAUUUCAAGUGCGCAUCGUUUUUCUAUAAAACAGGUACGAUCUGGCAUGAAUUGUGUAUGUAUGAUUUUGCUAGUAAUUGUUUCGAGAAAGCCACAGAUCUGACAUCGAAAGUAGAUAUUAUGAAUGUUUCGGAUCGAGAAGAACGUAGGUUGCUUCUGGAUCUGCAUAUUGCUAGAUCGAAAACAGCGUGGGAGGUAUCGGAUAGGAAUUUAGCGAUUAAUUUGUUAAAUAGGUCAAAACGAGUAUUGUUUGGGGUUGCGGAUAGUUACAUGGCUUUAGCGAAUCAGUAUAUGUGUUUCGGAAAGCUAGUUUUGUCGAAAAGUGAAGCGUGUAGUGCGAAUGAUGCGGUGAAGUUGAUGAACGAAGCUUUGGAGCUGUGUGAGAAAGGGUUAAGGAGUGUGAAAAAGGUGGAUGAAACCCUAGGUUUGAAGGAAUUGAGGUUGAAGACGUUGAGGUUCAUGGCGGCGUCGCAUUUGCAGAGAGAUGAGUUUGAUAGUGUUUUGAAGUGUGUAAGGGUUUUGAGAGAUGGUGAGAAAGGAGAGGAUCAUCCGAGUUCGAGUGUGUUGGCGAUGAAGGCGUGGUUAGGGUUGGGAAGGCAUGGAGAGGCGGAGAAGGAGUUGAAGAGCAUGGUGGGGAAUAAGGGGAUUCCGGAGGGUGUUUGGGUAUCUGCUAUGGAGUCUUACUUACAGGCAGUGGGUUGUUCCGGGGUCGAGACAGCGAUGGGGGUGUUUCUGGGACUUCUAGGGCGGUGCCAUAUUAGUGCGGCAGCAGCGUUUAGGGUGGUUCAGAGAGUGGUUGCUGAUUGUUUAAAUGGAGAGGGACCUAGGGCUAGGGCUAAAGUGGUUGCUGAGUUUGUUUCCAAUGACAAGGUUGUCGCUCUUUUUUCUGGAGAAGUGGCUGCAAAAGAGAGGUCUGGCAUGCAUGCUCUUCUGUGGAACUGUGCUGCAGAUCAUUUCCGGUCUAAGGAUUACGAGGUCAGUGCAGAAUUGUUUGAGAAAUCUCUGCUAUAUGUUCCUCAUGACAUAGAGAAUAGAUCUCUUCGGGCAAAGGGCUUUAGAGUUCUGUGCCUUUGUCACCUAGCCCUCUCUCAUCUGGAUAGAGCUCAAGAAUACAUCGAUGAGGCUGCUAAGCUGGAACCCAACAUUGCUUGUGUUUUCCUGAAGUUCAAGAUCUGUCUGCAAAACAAUGAUCAUAAUGGUGCUAUUACUCAAGUGCAAGCAAUGCCCGCCUGCAUCGACUUCACUCCAGACUUCCUCUCACUCUCGGCCCAUGAAGCUAUUGCAUGUCGUGCUCUUUCUGUCGCAGUUGACUCUUUAUCUCGUCUGUUGACCUUUUUUUCCAUGGGAAAACCAAUGCCAACAACAGAAGUCAUAGUUUUCCGAACCCUCAUCACAAUUCUCAUUCAACAACCUCAAAACGAAAAGGAAGUCCUCAAAUACAUGAAACAAGCCCAUUCUCGUUUCUCUGAUCUUGGACCUGAACGGUUUUUCGGGUCAGGUGAGGUUGGAAGACGGGAACGGAAAUGGUUUGCUUUGAAUCUGUGGAAUAUUGGUUUGAAAAGUGGUCAGGAAAAUAACUAUGAUUUAUGUGGAGAACUUUUUAGAACGUGUGCUGAAUAUUAUGGUGUUAGUAUUGAUGGACAAAUGGAGGGAAACAAUCCGAUGGUGUGCAAGUCGUUGAUAUUAGCCGUGUCUGCCAUGUUAGCUGGUGAGAAGCUUAGUACGAACCCAUUGUCGGACAAUGAAGUCAAACAGGCCAUUGACCUGCUAGAAAGAGCUGAAAAGAUACUAAUGUCUGGCUCCAUGAAGACCAGUAUAGAUGAUGAUCAAACCACUACUAUUGAGCCUCAUUUCUACUUUAUUUACACAUUGAGUGCAUACGAUCUAUACACGAGAACCAAUGACACAGAAUCAAAGCAACUUCUGCUAAUAAAGAACUACGCCAACUCCAAACAUUGCAACACGAAUCACCUCUUUCAGAUCGGUCGAAAUGCAUCAGAAGGACCACGACCAAACACUGAAGUAGCUACAUUUUGUUUCAACACGUGUAUCUCUUUGCUCCUUUCAUCUGCAUCACCCGAUUAUCAGACUGUUGCUCUCAUUCUCAGAAAGUUAAUUACCAUCACCGGUGCUCAUAAAUGCAAUGCUGCUGCUGAUGAUGACGGUAAUGGUAAUGGUAAUGAUGAUGAUGGGGUGUAUGGGAUGUAUAAGAAAGCAUACAGGAUUAUGGUGGGGUUGAAGGCGGGGGAGUAUCCUGUUGAGGAAGGGAAAUGGCUUGCCAUAACAGCAUGGAACCGGGCAGCUUUGCCGGUGAGGUUGGGGCAGACGGUGGAGGCAAAGAAGUGGAUGGAUAUGGGGUUGGAAUUGGCGGGCCGGGUUCCGGGCAUGGAUACAUAUAAGUCUUGUAUGGAGGAUUUUGUUUCCGGGGUUGAAAAGAAAGUUCAGAGUCAGGGCCAUCUGAUUGUUGGAAGCUAGUGAGAGUAAUCCUUUCAAUCAAGCUUUCUAAAGAUGAAUGCUUUUGUGGCCUCUACUAAUGUGCAAGUUUUGCUGUAUAGAAUUCAAGAUAUGAUCAGAUUAGAUUUGACCAAAAGGUGACAGUUUGAAACCCAUUUUCUUGUAAAUGUAUUAAUUUGGGUUAUCUUACAUAGUUAGUAGAUGUUACAGUAUUA
Molecule: messenger RNA, 3114 nt
Organism: Helianthus annuus (common sunflower)
Lineage: Eukaryota; Viridiplantae; Streptophyta; Magnoliopsida; Asterales; Asteraceae
Product: TPR repeat-containing protein ZIP4
Exons: 5
Coding region: 74-2920 (948 amino acids)
Biological process (GO): regulation of synaptonemal complex assembly; meiotic cell cycle
Molecular function (GO): protein binding
Source: RefSeq, a predicted model, not a curated record